CUCACCCCUCGAUCGCCUCAACCCUCGCGUCCACAAUCGCCACAAAUUCUGCCACAUUUCCAAGAAACGCGCUCUCGGAACCUAGCGACGCGUCUCGGAACGCAUUUCGGACCUACAAGGCUUGCGACAACUUUUACGACGUUAUAUUCGUGCGCGCCCAAAAGCAUAAACCACCUGGGAUACACCUUGAGAGGGUUGUGCAACAACACACCUGAGCCCAAUCGACACUAUUGGGCCCACGCGACGCGACUCUGGCUACGCGAUAGUUCCGCAAGUCGCAACGCGAUUGCUAGAGCGCGUGAGGACUUCACAUGAGCUCAUAACUUCACCAAAAUGGUACUCUUCAAACGCAAGCCAGUGAAGUUCGACCCUCCGCCAAAGAACAUUACCGACCACGAUGAGGUCUGGGUCAUCGAGAAGACAGGGGAGGUGUACAAUGACUAUGAAAAGUAUUUGAGGCGGUUGGACUUCUACGACCAGAAACUCUUCACCUGCGAGUCCACCGGGCACUCGGGCUACACCUUUUUCGAAGCCAUGGAGAGCCAGGUGAGCUCCGAGCCGGUCUGGGAGGGCAUCAAGGUAACGGAAACGCAGACGGAGGCGUCAAGGGAGAUUGACAGCAUCUUCCCUGAUGCUUUGAGGUCUCGUGUCCUCCACUUCGUCCAGUUCAGGACGACUUCGCGGAUGGAUGACCUGGUGAAUUUGGUGUUUGAUGAGUUUAAGGAACAGUACAUGGUUGGCGAUAGAGUCUGCAUUGAGGUGGAAGGCCCAAUCGGCCGCCGCUACGGUGUGAUCACAGACAUCACCGACAACAGUCAGCUACAUCAGAACGCCUUCACAAGGUCACCAGAUGAUCAGUACAGAGCGUACACCUACGUCAUCACCAUGGACGAUAACAAUGAGCCUAUCACCAAGUACAAAGCUGCAGACCUGCAAAGGGACAGGAAGUACUACUCAAAGUUAAUCCUGAAGCAAUUUCUGCGCAGCACAGUAUCGAGAGAAUCCUGGAUCGGUGCACCCUGGAUGGCAAAGGAUCAUUUGGCGAAACGCUACAAGAUCCCCACCAAGAUUCCAGAGAACAAAACCCGCGAAAUGGUGAUGGCGCAGAGGAAGCUCACAAACGGUUCGCGUCAGAAUGGCGCAAGUCCGAUCCAGCAGACACAUCCACAUCAACUACCGAACGGGCACGCACCCCAGACAAACGGACAUCGACCUCAACAACCGGCACAGCACGGGCAAGGCCCGCAGUCGUUUAUCAAUUUUGCCAAUCCUCCUCAUGCCCAGAAUCCACCUCAUCUCAUGCAUCCGCACAUCCCUGGCUUCCCUCAGCAUGCGCAAGGAGGCCCACCACCUCAAUUCGCGCAUCAAGGCCCGCCUCAUCACCUGCCGCACGGCAUACCUCUCAACAUUCCUCAAAACGCUCUACCGCCGAACCUUGCGCACAUCAUGCACCACCCACCUGGUGCGCUGCCAGUCAAUCUUCCUUUCCAAAAUGGGUUUAUGCAGUACCAGCAAUUUGCUCCCCGGAACUCUCAGCACCAACAACAUCAGCAGCAACAGCAGCCCAUUCCUAUAGCCAAAUCCUUCGAGCCGAUCAAGUACCCUAUCGAAGAUUUGGAUAUCUCACAGCCGCGUCUGAGUACUGUGCGACCCACACUGAAGUUCUUCUCAGACGAUGUACCAGCUGGUGUCGAGGCGCCUGGUGAAGAGGAUAAGACCGGAAUCCUCAUGAAGAGCAUCGGCCCACUCUUGUGCGCUUGGGAGACUCUGAAUGUGCAUGACACAAUCUACAUGCUCGACUCAUUCACUUUCGACGAUUUCGCAGAAGCUAUGCGAUUUUCCUCGGACGAGCAGGACUGCGAGCUGUUUGUGGAGGUGCACUGCUCUGUACUCAAGCAGAUCAUCAACGAGAAUGGCAAGCUUCAGGCACCCCUGCCGAACAUGGCUGAAGCAGAAGAGUCUGACGAGGAAGUUUCGAGCAGGGAGUCGACUCCGGACCCCGAGCCAGAGCCACCGAAGCGAACUACACGCAGCAGUCUGAGGAAGUCCGAAGUACAGCAGAUCAUCGAGAAGGCUCGAACUCCAACACCCGAGCCACCGAAAGACAUUCACAAGGCUGCAGAGUUCGUUACAGACUUUGAUUGGAUUGAGCAGCUGAAGAUCCGAAACUUCCAGAACGGGGGCUGGCAGGCGAUCAUGGUUUCAUUGCUGUACCGUCUGUCCUUCGACCCGAUCCAAAAGGAGAUAUGCGAUGAGAUUCUUGCUGCACUCGUGCCAGGCGAUCAAGAUCCUAGCCUUGAGAGCAUCGCGGAGAACUACCGCAGCAUGGACGUCAAUCUGCGCAUUUCAGCGCUGGAUCAGGCUCUGCGCCUGACAGUCACCACUGAUGCGUUCCGUGAUCAGCUGAAUGCUGCUUCCCUUGAGAUGACUCGACUUCGCAAAGAGAAGAUCGAGUUCCAGAGGAAACGCAAGGACCUAGCUGAUGAGCUAUUCAAGCUGGAUCUUGAGCGCAAGAUCAAGCUGCCGGACAAUACACCCGCCUCUCCCUCUGAUGCCAAGGAGAACGAGGACGUAUCAAUGCUUAGUGUGCCAGACUCUGUCACCGAAACUGCUGAUGGGGAGAAUGAGGACGAAGACGCAUCCGCUGCAAAGAGCAGGACCCGCACGAAGAACAAGCGCAAGGCCGCAGCUGAGGAGGCUCGCAAAGAGAAGGCCAAGAAGGCCAAGAUCGAAGCCGAGAAGAACAAGAAACAGAAAGAGUGGGAAAAGCUCCUCAAAGCAGUUCAUGACAAGAAGGACGAAAUCAAGGAGUGUGAGGCCAACAUCAAUGAGCUGGACGACGAUCUUCGCGAGACCCUAGUUCACCGCAGCAAGGUACUAGGCAAGGAUCGAUUCCUGAACAAGUACUACUGGUUUGAGCACAACGGAAUGCCAUUUGGUGGUGUGCCCAACAGCUCGACCGCACAAUAUGGGUACGCCAACGGACGUAUCUGGGUACAAGGACCAGACGCCGAGGAGCUCCAGCCGUGUCUGGAAGAGCCCGCACUUUCGCAAGACAUGCAGCGAUUCAAGUUCACCAUCCCACAGCGAAAAGAGAAGGAAGAAGGCUCGACACAUCUCUCUACGUCUUCGGAAUGGGCCUACUACGAUGACCCAGAAGAUAUCGACAGACUCAUUUUAUGGUUGGACGAGCGUGGUCACCGUGAGAAGCAACUCCGUAAGGAGCUGCAAAUCUUCCGUGACCGCAUUGCAGAGUACAUGGAGAAGAUGAAGAAGCACAUCACCAAGGCUGAGAAGACGGAAGAAGAUGUAGAGGACGAGGACAGCAAGCCUCGCAUUUCAACACGUGGUAAGGCCAACGCAGAAAAGGAGGACACCAGGGAACGCUGCCUACUCUGGACGAACAGCAUCAUGUUCGACGAGUACGGCUACAUCCACUCCACCGAGUACGAGCCGCCCAAGAAAGGCAAGGCAAGGGUCGUCAAGGCUGCCAAGGGUAAGGGCAGGCGGUAGUGCCGGCGAAGGGUUGGGUUGACUGUAAGACGAUUUACGAGAAGUGUAGCGGUGUUUACGGCGUUGUGGUACCAUCAGCAUGUACAGUGGGCAUUUUCUGGAGUUUGCACAGGGCGGAUACUGUCACAGCAUGGCUCUGCUACAUAGAGGGACUGGUGUUCAGGGGCAUCGAGCAGUGCAUCGCCUGCUCAUUAAGACUUCCCAGGCGAGGUGUACGGGCAUUGGGACCUUGUUGAGGGGUGCUACAGGCAACAUCACUUCAAGCGGUCCAAAGCUCUGGAUCUAAAAAUGA
This is a messenger RNA of Didymella exigua CBS 183.55, 3805 nucleotides long. RefSeq lists its product as uncharacterized. The coding region runs from base 334 to 3513 and encodes 1059 amino acids. The record is from RefSeq and is a predicted model, not a curated record. The transcript is spliced from 8 exons. NCBI's taxonomy places the organism in Eukaryota, Fungi, Ascomycota, Dothideomycetes, Pleosporales, Didymellaceae.